UGGCCUUCUGAUCUAUCCAGAUGGACCCCUCAAUUUGGAGAGGAGACCAGAGGAGAUUUCUCGAGUCUUCAGCCCUUUUUAUGUCUUGCUUAGAAAAAUCAGGGAUUUGCUGCGUGUGCUUUCCAAGGAGGAGCUGUACAAGCUGGAGAAACGUGUGCUGAAUGAAUGCACUGCAGAUUCACAGCCCUGCAGUAAUAGGGACUCUCCAGACCUCCAGGGCUUUGCAUCUCAGUGUGCCUGCCCAUCUGUACCAAGGCCUUUUGUGCAGGAAUCUGAUAGUGCUCAGAGAGGAAUGUUCACAGGUAUUCCACUGAACUCCCGAGGGUUGGAAUUACGAGGCCGUUACCGCAAUAUAGAGGACAUGAUUCACACAUUAUUUGUCUGUAUUUCUGGAGUGGCAGACCAGCUCCAAACUAAUUUUGCAAGUGACCUGCGCAGCAUUCUGAAGAGUGUCUUUAAAAUUGUGACCUCCCAAGUGGAAGAAUUGGAGGUAACAGACACUGGAC
Messenger RNA from Thamnophis sirtalis, 506 nucleotides. NCBI's taxonomy places the organism in Eukaryota, Metazoa, Chordata, Lepidosauria, Squamata, Natricidae. The record is from RefSeq and is a predicted model, not a curated record.